AUGGAAUAUGGUGCUCGUGGUGAUGGCAAAUCUGAUGAUUCACAUAUUCAAGGGAAAAUAAUUGCACCUCCUAAGAAAUCAUGGAAAUCAGGGUUGGGUUGGAUUAGGAUCCAAUAUGUAAAUGGUCUCACAAUUGAUGGCACAGGAGGAGGAAUUGACGGCUAUGGUUCUACAUGGUGGUCAUGCAUAAGUUGCCUUCGACCUAUAGUCUUGUCUUUCCAUUCUUGCAAUGAUCUUAGUGUUAGAAAACUAAAGAUCACCAAUAGCCCGGGAGGUCAUAUAGCCAUAAAUGGUUGCUACGGUGCAAAAUUCUCCAAUGUAGUAAUUGAUUCUCCUGCUCAUAGCCCCAACACUGAUGGAUUUGACAUUUCUGCUUCGAAGAAUAUCGUGAUAGAAGAUUCAACCAUUCAAGCAGGUGAUGAUUGUAUUGCCCUCAAUGGUGGUUCUUCUUACAUCAAUGUUACCCGUGUUUUUUGUGGACCCGGCCAUGGAAUAAGCAUUGGCAGCCUUGGUAAACAUAAUUCUCAUGAAAUAGUUGAAGAAGUUUAUGUACGGAACUGCAGCUUCAUUGAUACUACAAAUGGAGCAAGAAUCAAGACAUUUCCUGGUGGAUCGGGAUAUGCAAGGAAGAUUAUUUUUGAGCAAAUCCAACUUAAAAAUGUUUACAAUCCAAUAAUUAUAGACCAACACUAUGGUUCUCAAGUUGCAACGAAUUCAGCCCUGCAAGUGAAUGAUGUGACAUAUCGUGGAUUUAACGGAACUUGUGCCGGUGAUAUUGCUAUUGAUUUGGAUUGCAUGGAUUGUUUCAACAUUGUAUUGGAUCAAAUUAACAUUGUCUCUUCUCAAAAGAGAAAUAAGGUUUCUGCUAUUUGCAAAAAUUUCCAUGGAAAAAUUGAUGAUUCCGUUGUUCCAAAGGCAUUUGUCAGUGCAUGGAGUAGUGCGUGUAAAGCAGCAGAGAUGUCAACACUGGUCAUACCCGUAGGAAAAACAUUUAUGGUGUCGAAACUAAGUUUUAGCGGUCCUUGCACCAACAAAAAUAUUCUUAUUCAGCUUGAAGGGAAAAUAGUUGCACCUUCAAAGGUAGGUUGGAAAGCUCAGUCAUAUUGGAUUACCGUGCAAUCUGUAGAAGGACUCACAAUUGAAGGUAAUGGUCGAGGAGUACUCGAUGGAGAUGGUUCGACUUGGUGGCAAUGCAAAUCAUGUGCUCGACCUGGGGUCUUCUUGUUUCAUUCAUGCAAGGGUCUCAAUGUUAGUAAUCUGAGUAUCACUAAUAGUCCACGUUCCCAUGUAGCUGUUAAUAUGUGCAAUGGUGCAACAUUUUCUAAUAUAUCUAUUAAUUCACCUGGUACUAGCCCCAAUACUGAUGGGUUUGACAUUGCUUUAUCCACUCAUAUUGUGAUACAUGAUUCCAACAUAAAAUCUGGUGAUGAUUGUAUUGCAGUCAAUGGUGGUUCUACUUUUGUCAAUGCUAUAAGGAUUACUUGUGGACCUGGCCAUGGAAUAAGUGUUGGAAGCCUUGGUAAAAACGGAACUGAGGAUAAAGUUUCUGAUAUUCAUGUGCGAAAUUGCACAUUCAAUGAAACUCAAAAUGGAGCACGAAUCAAGACAAUUCCUGGUGGAUCAGGUUAUGCAAAACAGAUUACAUUUGAGCAAAUCAUCCUUGUUAAUGUUAGGAAUCCAAUAAUUAUAGAUCAGGAUUACGGUAUUGGUCGGAAGGGUGCAAAUGUGUCGGUGAGUUCAGUGAAAUUUCGAGGAUUUACCGGAACUUCUGCUAGCGGCUUAGCUAUUCAGUUAAAUUGUAGCUCUUCUGGUUGUUAUGACAUUUUAUUGGAACAAAACAACAUUGUUUCUGCUCAACCAGAAAAGGCGGCUUCUUCUUUUUGUACAAAUGCCCAUGGAACUGCUAGAAAUACUGUUCCAAAUAUCCCUUGCUUAUCAAAUUAA
Molecule: messenger RNA, 1944 nt
Organism: Medicago truncatula (barrel medic)
Lineage: Eukaryota; Viridiplantae; Streptophyta; Magnoliopsida; Fabales; Fabaceae
Product: probable polygalacturonase At3g15720
Exons: 14
Coding region: 1-1944 (647 amino acids)
Biological process (GO): carbohydrate metabolic process
Molecular function (GO): polygalacturonase activity
Source: RefSeq, a predicted model, not a curated record